Molecule: messenger RNA, 1428 nt
Organism: Staurois parvus
Lineage: Eukaryota; Metazoa; Chordata; Amphibia; Anura; Ranidae
Source: the annotation of a GenBank genome assembly
AAAGCAGGGGCAGAGAGGAUCAAGUGCUUUUAUGACCACAGAGAAGUUAAAGUUGAGGAAUUUAAGAGACCAGACAUUGAAGAAGGCUGCAAAGAACAGAAAGAGCACCCACAACGUUUCCUUUUUUACUACAUUUACCAUGUUGGUAGAAGACAUGCAAAACUCUAUCAACCAGCUGUUAUAGGCAUUGCUCUCCAAUACAAUCAAAUCACUACCGAAUGUUGUUCAGCAGAAGAAAAAGUUCCGUGCUUUUUUGAACGGAUGACUCAGGUAAAAAAAUUAACACACUAUCUUGAAGAUAAACAUAAACAGAAAUGUCGUAUUCUUGCAGACUUCCCAGAAAAAGUUUUUGCAGACCUAAUACGAGUUCAAGUCGCCCAAAAAUUUGGUAAGGCAGAAUUUGAAGAUAUGAAUAAAGACUGUUGCACUGGUAAUUCUAUCGAAUGUAUGUUUGAAAGGAUGGACGCAACGGAACAUAUUUGUGAAGCUAAGGAGAAAUUAUCAAGCAAACUAGAAGAAUGUUGUGCUAAAGAUAUUCUAGAUCGAACACCCUGUAUUAUUGCCCUACCAAAUGAUGAAUCUAACUUGUCCAAAGAACUGAAAAAAUACUAUGAAGAUGAUGAUGUGUGUGAAGACUAUCAAAAAGAUAAGACACACUACCUCCUCCACUUUGCACAUGAUUAUUCCAGAAGUCACCAGGAAUCAGCACCUCAAUCUUGUCUACGAGUUGCUAAAGGAUAUGAAGGGCUACUUGAACAGUGCUGUGCUAGUGCAAACCAUGCUGAGUGUCUCAAAGAAGCGCCUAAAUUGUUAGAAGCUGCAUUGACGGCAAAUGAAGAGUUAACAAAACAGAACUGUGGUGGCUUGGAGAAACUCGGGUUAAAUGAUUUUUAUGUUAUGCUGGCUGUAAAAUACUUUGGAAAGAUGCCUCAGGUAUCAGCCCCAACACUUGCUGACUUAACUGGUAGAAUGACCAAGAUUGGUGUCUACUGCUGUGGCAUGGCUGACAACAAGAAGCAAAUCUGCGCUGAAGAAAAGUUGGAUAUUCUUUUGGGAGAGAUGUGUGAAAAGGAAAAAACUGCAGUCAUAAAUGAUAACGUUCACAAAUGUUGCAUCAACUCGUAUGCUGAUAGAAGACCAUGCUUCAUGAAAAUGGAACCUUAUCCUAAAUAUGUAGCAGAAAAAUGGGAUGAAAGUCAGCUCCACUUUUCUGCUGACUUGUGUGAGGGUUCAGCAGAUGACCAGCUAAGGAAAAAAAUUACAUUGUUGUUGGAAUUCAUGAAAAUGAAGCCUGACUGUGGAAGUGAAAAACUUAAAGAGGUUAUUGAAGCCUUUAGAAAAGUUUGUCAAAAAUGCUGCUCAGCAGACGAACACCAGUCAUGCUUUGAUAGCGAGGUAUGUAAUGUGAAUGCUGUGCAAUGUAUAUAA